Molecule: messenger RNA, 3265 nt
Organism: Paralichthys olivaceus (Japanese flounder)
Lineage: Eukaryota; Metazoa; Chordata; Actinopteri; Pleuronectiformes; Paralichthyidae
Gene: clcn4
Product: chloride channel, voltage-sensitive 4
Biological process (GO): chloride transport; transmembrane transport
Cellular component (GO): synaptic vesicle; Golgi apparatus; plasma membrane
Molecular function (GO): voltage-gated chloride channel activity
Source: RefSeq, a predicted model, not a curated record
GUCACAGACGAUCUUUGUGUCCUGUCCAAUAUCCUCGCGAGAUCUCGGACCUCUCGCGAGAGCGACCAGCUGUUGAGGCUAGCUGUGACGCUGCUGCUCCGAAACAUCGUCUGUAAAUAUAGAAACCAGCGAUGUUCCGCUAAAUUUAACGUCUGCACCAUUUUACCAAGCCGCUGGUGUUUGUUCCUGCGGGACGGACCGAACCAUGGAGGCCGGAGAAGGCGUCAGCAGCGCCACGCCCACAGAGGAGAUGAACGGAGCAGGAAACCUGAUGGACUUCCUGGACGAGCCGUUCCCUGACGUGGGCACGUACGAGGACUUCCACACCAUCGACUGGCUCCGAGAGAAGUCCAGAGACACCGACCGACACCGCAAGAUCACCAGUAAGAGUAAAGAGUCCAUCUGGGAGCUGAUCAAGAGUCUGCUGGACGCCUGGUCGGGAUGGGUGGUGAUGCUGCUCAUCGGACUGCUCUCAGGUACGCUGGCCGGAGUCAUCGACCUGGCGGUGGACUGGAUGACGGACCUGAAGGAGGGCGUCUGUCUGUCGGCCUUCUGGUACAGCCACGAGCAGUGCUGCUGGACGUCCAACGAGACGACGUUCGACGACCGCGACAAGUGUCCGCAGUGGCAGAAGUGGGCGGAGCUGAUGACCGGCCACGCUGAGGGCGCAGGAGCGUACUUGUUGAACUACUUCCUUUACGUCCUGUGGGCACUUCUGUUUUCCUUCCUGGCCGUGUCACUGGUGCGAGUCUUCGCUCCGUACGCCUGUGGUUCAGGAAUCCCAGAGAUCAAGACGAUCCUCAGCGGCUUCAUCAUCCGUGGCUACUUGGGGAAGUGGACCCUGCUCAUUAAGACGGUGACCCUGGUGCUGGCGGUGUCGUCCGGCCUCAGCCUCGGGAAGGAGGGUCCUCUGGUCCAUGUGGCGUGCUGCUGCGGGAACCUCUUCUGCAGCCUCUUCUCCAAGUACAGCAAGAACGAGGGCAAGCGGCGAGAGGUGUUAUCAGCCGCCGCCGCAGCCGGAGUAUCGGUGGCCUUUGGCGCCCCCAUCGGAGGAGUUCUGUUCAGUCUGGAGGAGGUCAGUUAUUAUUUCCCUCUGAAGACUCUGUGGCGUUCGUUCUUCGCCGCGCUGGUCGCCGCCUUCACGCUGCGCUCCAUCAACCCGUUUGGCAACAGCCGGCUGGUGCUGUUCUACGUGGAGUACCACACGCCGUGGUACAUGGCGGAGCUCGUCCCCUUCAUCCUGCUGGGCGUGUUCGGGGGCCUCUGGGGGACCCUCUUCAUUCGCGCCAACAUCGCCUGGUGCCGGCGGAGGAAGACCACUCAGCUGGGGAAGUACCCGGUCCUGGAGGUCAUCGCUGUGACGGGGAUCACCGCCGUGCUGGCGUUCCCCAACCCGUACACCCGCCGCAGCACCAGCGAGCUCAUCUCUGAGCUGUUCAACGACUGCGGCGCUCUGGAGUCCUCACAGCUCUGCGAUUAUAUCAACAACCCCAACAUGAGUCGACCAGUGGACGACAUCCCGGACCGACCGGCGGGACCCGGGGUCUACAACGCCCUGUGGCAGCUCGCCCUCGCUCUGGUCUUCAAGAUUGUCAUCACCAUUUUCACCUUCGGCAUGAAGAUCCCCUCAGGUCUCUUCAUCCCCAGCAUGGCGGUCGGAGCGAUCGCCGGGCGAAUCGUCGGGAUCGCAGUGGAGCAGAUGGCGUACCACCACCAUGACUGGAUCAUCUUCAAGAACUGGUGCCGCCCCGGUGCGGACUGCGUCACACCCGGACUCUACGCCAUGGUGGGAGCCGCCGCCUGUCUGGGCGGAGUGACCAGGAUGACCGUCUCCCUGGUGGUCAUCAUGUUCGAGCUCACCGGGGGGUUGGAGUACAUCGUCCCCCUUAUGGCGGCCGCUGUCACCAGCAAGUGGGUGGCCGACGCCUUUGGGAAGGAGGGAAUAUACGAGUCGCACAUCCAGCUCAACGGCUACCCCUACCUGGACGUCAGGGACGAGUUCACCCACCGCACGCUGGCCACCGACGUGAUGCGGCCGCGCAGGAACGACCCUCCUCUGGCCGUCCUCACGCAGGACAGCACCACGGUGGAGGACGUGGAGACGCUGAUCAAAGACACGGAUUAUAACGGCUUCCCCGUGGUCGUGUCCCGAGAGUCGGAGAGGCUUAUCGGCUUUGUUCAGCGCCGCGAUCUCACGCUCGCCAUCAAAACCGCCCGUCAGAAGCAGGAUGGCGUGGUGAGCAGCUCGGUCGUCUACUUCACCGAGGAUGCGCCGCAGCUGCCGGCCAGCAACCCGCAGCCGCUGAAGCUGCGACGCAUCCUCAACCUCAGCCCGUUCACCGUCACCGACCACACGCCCAUGGAGACGGUGGUGGACAUCUUCCGCAAGCUGGGGCUGCGCCAGUGUCUGGUCACCAGGAGCGGGCGCCUCCUCGGCAUCAUCACCAAGAAGGACGUCCUGCGACACAUGGCUCAAAUGAUGAACCAGGACCCGGAGUCCAUCAUGUUCAAUUAGCGGCGGAGACGAGCGUCACAGCAGCGACGGUGUAAAUAUGUGAAAACUGGUGCGACACUACUGAAAAGCCCCUCCCACCUCCUGACAAGGCAAGUCCCGCAAACAGCCCCGCUCCGCUCGGCGUGUUUUUCCCCGCUCCUCGCCGCCGCCGUGACGGAACGCUUCUAUUUAAAAACCUCCACAUUUCAAACCAGAGCGAAGACGAAGACGAACUGAUUCUCUCUGCUGCCACUGAGGAGAAAAAAAAAAGAAAAGCGCCCGCUGUCACGUUGCCACGCGUUGUGUCAGUUUCUUCUUCUAUGGUUUGUUUAGCGCUGCUAGUUUAAAUAACACAUUUAAAAAGUGACCAUGAGGGCGGAGCCACAGACGAGAGCAAACACAUUUCUAAUAAUCUUAAAUCGACGCCAACGACCUGAAGCCCUGAGGCAGCGCUCAGCGACGUCCAGCUCCCGCCCACAGUUUGUUUUCAUCACCGAUGCUGAUGAACGCGUUAAUCUGGGACCACGUCGUGUCGCCGCAGGUUUUAUUUGACUGUUGCACUUUGUGUUGUUUUACAUGUUGCUGCCAUAUUUAUAUAAUUAACGCUCGUAUCAGUGUGAAACACGACUCGUCUCCUGCUCUCGUCAGGUUUCACCGUCUCUGAUCUCAUCGUGUCAAAAGGUACAAAACAGCCUUAAAAUGUGAUUUAGUCUGAUUCUCUGCAGAAACACACACGUUUGUCAUCGAGGCCUCUACACACACACACACACA